AUCACCUUUGAUGUGUGUAACGGCGCUGCUCUUUCGUUAUGACCAUGGACUUGAUUAGGACUUUGAUUCUUAUCGUUCCCCUCUGUUUAUUGCAGCUGGACAUGGUCAUGAGUCAGUGCAUAAGGUGCAGUACAGAUCAAGACUGCCAUUCUUAUAGAUGUCAUUAUUCAUAUCAGCAAAUAGGGUGCCAAUACCACACUGUUCUUUUUGAUACUCAGAAGUGUUGCCUCUGUUCCAGUACUAGUGGAGGUUCCCAUUGCUCCAGGAACAGCGACUGCGCACACCAACACUGCUCUACUGGAUACACCCCAGUCUGCUCCUCAUCCUCUCACACUUGCAAGUGUGGAGCAACAUGUAGCGCUCACACGGACUGUGCACACUUUUCGUGCUACAGUGGCAAUCCGAUUUGCUCCUUGGCUCAAAACUCCUCCAGAACAUGCACAUGCGAAACUUCCUGUACGAAACAUGAAGAAUGUGCCAACCACCGUUGUUCCUCUAUGUAUCAACCAACCUGCAAAUCCGGACAAUGUACAUGUGUACAUCGCUGCACUAGUAAUUCUUAUUGUUCUAGAUAUCUGAACUGUGGAGGGGGAACAAGUCCCUAUUGUUCCACCGUUAAGAAGAUCUGUGAAUGUGAAGAUGGAGAUUCACAUUGUACAAGGGACAGCGACUGCGCACACCAACACUGCUCUACCGGAUAUAUCCCAGUCUGUUCCUUAUCCUCUCACUCUUGCAGAUGCGAGGCAACUUGUAACACUAAUACGGACUGUUCACACUUGUCUUGCCACAGAGGUGAUCCAGUCUGUUCUUCGGCGCAAAACAACACUAGGAAAUGCACCUGCAAAACUUCCUGCUCGAGCCAUCAAGAUUGUGCCAACCAUCGUUGUUCUUUUAUCUAUCAACCAACCUGCAAGUCAGGACAAUGUACAUGUGUGCAUCACUGCAUCAGUAAUUCAUAUUGUUCCUUUCAUUUAAGCUGCAAAGGAGGAAGGAGUCCAUAUUGUUCUACCAUUACAAAGAUCUGUCAAUGUGAAGAGUGUUUGGUUGAUUCCGAUUGCUCACAUCAUCAUUGUGGUACUGGAUACUCUUCCAAAUGUGUUCAUGAUGCAUGUGUGUGUCAAGCAAAUCCGGUGGAUGGGAGUUGGUCGCACUGGGCAUCAUGGUCAUCUUGUAGUGCCACGUGUGGAUCUGGAAUACACAAACGCACACGGUCCUGUACUAACCCUAAACCCCAACACGGUGGUCGGACAUGUUUGGGAAAUGACGUACAAAGUGCUGUUUUGAAUGGAGGAUGGUCUCUUUGGUCACCAUGGUCAACUUGCAGCGCCACCUGUGGGUCGAUCCUGCAAUCACGUUUACGCUUCUGUAAUAAUCCCCCACCAUCCAAUGGUGGAAACAAGUGUACAGGCAGUGCACAAGAAGCAAAAGUGUGUAACCUACCUCAUUGCCCUGUGAAUGGAGGAUGGUCUCUUUGGUCACCAUGGUCAACUUGCAGCGCCACCUGUGGGUCGAUACUGCAAUCACGUUCACGCUUCUGUAAUAAUCCCCCACCAUCCAAUGGUGGAAACAAGUGUACAGGCAGUGCACAAGAAGCAAAAGUGUGUAACCUACCCCAUUGCCCUGUGAAUGGAGGAUGGUCUCUUUGGUCACCAUGGUCAACUUGCAGCGCCACCUGUGGGUCGGUACUGCAAUCACGUUUACGCUUCUGUGAUAAUCCCCCACCAUCCAAUGGUGGAAAUAUGUGUACAGGCAGUGCACAAGAGUCAGAAGUGUGUAACCUACCUCAUUGCCCUGUUGAUGGCAGAUGGUCGUCCUGGGAGGCUUGGACGUCUUGCAGCGCCACCUGUGGAAACGGAACCCAAUCACGUUCACGUAAUUGCAAAAAUCCUCCUCCGUCCUAUGGUGGACAACCCUGUUCCGGAAGUUCAGAAGAGCAGGAAGUCUGUCAUUCUAAUCAAUGUCCUGCAGAAGGAUUGUCAUGCCCGACAUGUGAUCAAAAUCUGUCUUGUGCCUGGAACAGCACGUGUGAUUCUACGGAGACUUGCAUGAUCAGAAAGUAUAUAGGAUUUAAACUCACCGUCCAUUGCUCAAAGAAAGACGAUUGUUCUUUUGAGAAGUUAGCUUUACCUGAAGGGGAAAUAUUUUGUUGUGAUACACCUGAAUGUAUUCGACGUUACCUGGGUCUUUAA
Molecule: messenger RNA, 2189 nt
Organism: Saccostrea cuccullata (small rock oyster)
Lineage: Eukaryota; Metazoa; Mollusca; Bivalvia; Ostreida; Ostreidae
Product: A disintegrin and metalloproteinase with thrombospondin motifs adt-1-like
Exons: 12
Coding region: 39-2189 (716 amino acids)
Molecular function (GO): protein binding
Source: RefSeq, a predicted model, not a curated record